AUGGGAGCCUUUAAUAUUUCUCUUUUGGGCAAGUGGUGUUGGAGAUUGUUGACGGAGAAGGGGGGCUUAUGGUAUCGAGUGUUGAAAUCCCGUUAUGGUGAGGUUGGGGGGCGGAUUAGGGAGGGUGGUAGUGAUUCUUCGGCGUGGUGGAGGAUGAUGUGUCGAUUACGGGAGGGGAUUGGUGAGGGUGUGGGGAAUUGGUUCGAAGAUAAUAUUAGGCGGGUGGUACGAGAUGGGAGAAAUACCUUGUUUUGGUAUGAUAGAUGGAUAGGAGAUGUGCCGUUGCGUUUGAAGUUUCCUCGCCUUUUUAAUUUGGCGGUGGAAAAGGAGUGUUCGGUGGGGGAGAUGGUGGGUCGCGGCUUGGGUAGUGAUGGAGGGGCGUGGGUGUGGAGACGUCGUCUAUUUGCGUGGGAGGAGGAAUCUGUGAGGGAGUGUUCUUUGCUAUUUCAUAACAUUGUUUUGCAGGAUUCUGUUUGUGAUACUUGGCAGUGGCUGUUAGACCCUGUUCAUGGCUACACGGUUAGGGGCGUUUACCGCUUCCUUACAACUACGAGUAACAUGGUGGACAGGUCUCUCGUUGAUGAUGUUUGGAAAAAGCAUGUCCCAUUAAAGGUCUCCUUGCUGGUGUGGCGUCUUCUUCGUAACCGUAUUCCUACGAAAGACAACCUUGCUUUGCGUGGUGUUCUCUCCUCUACAGAUAUGGCGUGUGCGCUUGGUUGCGUUUGCAAUGAAACGGUGAAUCAUCUUUUUCUUCAGUGCACUCUAUCAACUGAUCUUUGGGCUGUUAUUUGUAAUUGGUUAGGCAUUUCGUUUGUGCUUGACGGUGAGCUUCGACAUCACUUUCAACAGUUUACUAAGAUGGCGGGUAUGCCAAUUUAUUCUCAUUUAUUCUUCACGAUUAUUUGGUUUGUCACUAUUUGGGUGAUUUGGAAGGAAAUGAACAAUCGGAUAUUUAAUGGUACGGUUUCCAAUAAUUUUACUCUUAAAGAAAAGGUGAAGCUGCACUCCUUUCUUUGGCUUAAAUCUAAGCAACCGAAUUUUGUUUAUUCUUAA
Molecule: messenger RNA, 1053 nt
Organism: Medicago truncatula (barrel medic)
Lineage: Eukaryota; Viridiplantae; Streptophyta; Magnoliopsida; Fabales; Fabaceae
Exons: 1
Coding region: 1-1053 (350 amino acids)
Source: RefSeq, a predicted model, not a curated record